Messenger RNA from Trichomonas vaginalis G3, 1383 nucleotides. RefSeq lists its product as uncharacterized. NCBI's taxonomy places the organism in Eukaryota, Parabasalia, Trichomonadida, Trichomonadidae. The coding region runs from base 1 to 1383 and encodes 460 amino acids. The transcript has a single exon. The record is from RefSeq and is a predicted model, not a curated record.
AUGAUCUUAAAAUCAGCAAUUGCGUGCGCAAUGGGCGAUGAUAUCAAUCAAGAAGCUCCAAUUCAACAGAAUUUACCAAAUUACAAAACGCCUCCUCGCAUUAGAAGCGAGAAACGCGGUAUGAGUUACGAACUAAAGGAAACUCAGCUCCCAGAAGGCUUCAAAGAGCAGUUAUUGUUUAAUACAAAAUUUGUAUCAGUUCCGAGUGGUUCAGAAGGCGGUAACAUCGAGGGAGGUGUUGACGAUCAGCUGAUUAUUGAUCAAGAAGAGUAUUUCAAGCUCACACAGUUCUAUCCUGACGCUCAAGUUAAAAUUUCGAGAAUUGAAAAAGCCCUUUCCUUCCUUAAACACGAUGAUAGUAAAGUAUACCCUGGAUACCUCGUCCUAGCAAUCAAGGAUCUCUACGGACAAUCAUGCUGGGACGUUUUCAUGGGUCUAAAAGUUGACUGGCCAAAAAUAUCAAAAAUUCUGAUAAACCGUUUUGAUGAAACCCUCCGAAAUUAUUAUAUGACUGAUGAUAUCACUUGGAGAAACUAUCUGCAUUAUGAGAACGGUGUAAUAGGCGGCCAGUUGAUGACUAAAGUCCCUGAACCGAAUUUGACGCUUCCAAUGACGAUUAAUGUACAAGAUCAUUUGGAAAGUCUGAAGAAACUGUUACAUCUCAUAUGUGGAAUCAUUAAGACAUCCGAAAUAUCCCAAGAUAUUCAAAGAUCUUCUGAAUUAUUUUUCAAAAUUAUCGAAAAUGUGGCAAAUAAUGAGACAAAGAUAAGAUGUUAUAUGCCCAGAAUCUUUAUAUCUGCCAUCCAGUUGCUUCUUGCAAUAUUAUUGGCCUUCGACGCCUUUGACAAAAAGAUUCAUACAAUAAUUGGCGAAGAAUAUCUGUAUGAUGUGAAAACGAACCUCGUAUUGAAUGAAAUAACCGAUUCUUUCCAUGAGAGAAUUCAGUCCCAAGAGCUAACUAAGUUUAUUUCUUCAAUUGAAAUUCCUCGAGUGAUGAAACUGCUCGUACAGUGCUUUAUCUUGAGGAAACAGCAGAGGAGCUUGACGCAGUUCAUCAAUGCAGCAUUCGGAUCCUUCGAAGGCGUGACUUUGAUCAAGAGAAUUAAAUCUUUUACAAGUAUUAUGCACAUGUUAGUGCUGAGAGGGGAAUUUGAGCCUCUAGUUGAUGUUUUUGAGCAAUAUAUGAGCGGUAGAUGCAGUGAGAAGUUGUAUAAAAAGAGAGUUAGAGAUAUUUGCCCAUCAAGAGGAUUAUUCGCAAUUUCAAACCACGGAAAGGGUGUAAUAAGAGUUAGGCAUGCAUCAGAUGGAGCUCCUAUGCUAACAGUAGUUCCUGUUUUAAUGAUUCCACCUCCCGAAUUUAAUCAAAAGAAAAAAGAUAAUUAA